AUGGUAGAGAAGAGGAGCUGUACCGAAACCGUGGAACGGGAAAAUGUACAGAAGAGGACCUUUACCAGAUGGAUAAACCUACAUUUGGGAAAGUGCAAGCCUCCUCUGAAAGUGAGAGACUUGUUUAUUGAUAUACAAGAUGGCAAAAUCUUGAUGGCGCUACUGGAAGUCCUGUCAGGACAAAAGCUGAUGCAUGAGUACAAAUCUUCAACCCAUCGCAUUUUUCGUUUGAACAACAUAGCCAAAGCACUUAAGUUCUUGGAGGACAGUAAUGUAAAGCUUGUUAGCAUCGAUGCAGCAGAAAUAGCAGAUGGAAAUUCCUCUCUGGUACUUGGACUAAUAUGGAAUAUAAUCUUGUUUUUUCAGAUUAAGGAGCUGACAGGUAACCUCAACAGGAACUCCUCCUCCUCCAGCCUGUCCUCCGGGCCCAGCGGUCCAGAGUCUGAUGCAUCCCACCCCAGCACUCCCAGCGUGGAGAGGAAUAUGUCUGUUACAGUGAAGGAUCAGCGGAAAGCCAUCAGAGCUCUUUUAAUCUGGGUUCAGAGGAAAACCAGAAAGUACGGAGUUGCAGUUCAGGACUUUGCCAGCAGUUGGAGGAGUGGCCUUGCUUUCUUAGCUAUCAUAAAAGCAAUAGACUCUACUUUGGUAGAUAUGAAGCAAGCGCUGGAGAAAUCGGCUCGAGAAAACCUGGAGGAUGCUUUCAGCAUAGCACAAAAUAAGCUGGGUGUUCCUCGGCUCCUAGAACCAGAAGAUAUCAUGGUGGAAUCACCAGAUGAACAGUCAAUUGUGACGUACGUGGCGCAAUUUCUGGAACACUUCCCGGAGCUGGAAGGGGAAGACUUUACAGAUCCUGACAGGGAGCUUCCAAUUGAGUCCACGUACGUCCACAUCAAAGACACACCUUCAGAAAAGGAAGGCAAAAUCUUGAUUUUAAGUGAAAGUGAAGAAAACAUGUACACUGUUAAUCACGAAAGGAGUCAUCCUGCUCCUCCAAAGGUUCAUAUUGAUGACACCGCUGAGAGAAUCCCAUCAGAAACCGUUCCUGAAAAAUGUAAUGGAAAAUUCAGUCAUGUGUUAGGCGAUGCACAGGAAGUGUCUGAAGAGGAGCCUCAGAGGCCUACCUCACUGAAAAUUACGGGAUCUUUCAGUUUUGAAUCCAGUUCCUCUUGGGAGGUUCUAAGUGAUAAAUUCAUGUCAGGCGAAGGGGGCAUAUCUGAUGAUCCAUUGAAAGAGAAUGAUGACCUUUCUCCAGCUGUUCUGACAGAUCAGAAAAAUUCUGUUGACUCUUUUGAAGACUACUCUGAAGAAUUUACUAAAGAAACCUCUACUGAAUAUGACAACGAAACUAAGAGCCUUUCAGCCAAUACUUCUUCUUUGAGUCCGUUGUCCUGGACUUCAGGUAUACUUACAGAUGAAUCUAUAAAUAAAGUAGAAGAGAGCAAACCCCAGACUUCAGUUCUUUUACCAGAAGAUACCUCAAAACAAGAAGAUAUGCAUAAGUAUGUUCUUCAUCUUCUAAAUGAGGAAAUACUGAAACUUCCACAAAAUGAACAUACAAAGCAAUCACCCGUCGUUGAGACAACAGAAACUAACCAUUGUUCACUGAAUGGUUCUGAUCUCAAAAGCCAAGAACUAUCUACACAGCAUGAAGCAUCUGAUGACUCUCUCUCAGAUGUACCUAAAAAUCCAGAGGACCUGGACAGCUGUGAUGAAGUUGAGUCUCCAGAUGAAGUGCUGCCCAGUUCUUCAAAAGUAUCUGUAAUACCCCAUGAUCUCUUUUAUUAUCCACAUUAUAAUGUUCCCAUAUCAGCAGUUUUGAACGCUUACCUUGAGCCUUGUAUUGAAAGUUAUGAUACUGGAAAUGACAAAUCUUCUUCUGAAACACUAACGGAUGUUUCACAUGAGAAGGGCUUAGCAGAACAGAACUACAAGGAAGAUGCUCCAGUGCCAGACAUAGGGAAUAAGCUAGGUGUCCCUCCAUCAGAAACAGAUACUGAGAACAGCGAGGAGGAAACGACAGAAAUCAACUGUCACAUAAAUUCUUCCGAUAAAAAAGAAGUGCCGUUACUAGUAGGAGAAGAGUUAGAAGUUGAAAAAGAUGGCAAAAAGGCCAUCGACCAUCAAGAUUCCACUAUUCCACAACAUCCUGAGGCCAUAGUAGAACAUUUAGAGGGUUUAUCAACAGGAAUGAAGAGGCCAGAAAACAGUAGUAAUAGAGAGGAAGAAGGGAAAGAUACGAUCGAAGCAGACCACUUGCAGAUCUCAGAAGUUGCCACUGCUACUCUGUUACAAGAUAAACUGGAAGAAAUUGCUGAUUGUCGGGAAUUUACCAGCACCAGUGACAGUGAUUCCAACAUUUAUCUCCGAAAAAGAUCUCCUAAUAUUUCUGAGGAGGAAACCUAUGGUGUAAAUGAGCAGAAGAUGACAGAUAUGGGUGAAAAUCCAUUAAUCAUCAGGAAGAAAAAGGACUUGGAAGCAAGAGAGACGCCAGCACCAACUCAUGAGGUUACGACUGCUGAGCAGCCAGACCUAUUCUACUUCAUUUUCUUCUGGAUGCUGGUCUACUGCCUUUUACUCCUUCCACAGCUUCUUAGCAACAAAAUUUAAUCUCUGUGAGGUGUGGAAUAAUAAAGGACGGUGGCUGGAUUGCUUUGUGUAUCUGCAUAUGAAUAUGUUCCUUCAGGUGAAGCACAAAUAGAAAUGUAGGACCUGGUAUUUGUGUUUAUUAUCAGGUUGUCCUCAAUUCCUCUACUGCUGUGCUAUGACAGUGUCUGAGCACAUUUUAUAUUAUGAUAAUUGUGUAAAUAUAUAUAAAAAUGACCUGAUUUAGUAGACGCAAUUUUGUACAUUUGUGCCUUGCUUUAUAAGAUGCUAAAUAAAGCCAGAUAAUUAUCAGUAGAAAUAUCAACAAUUCAGAGCUCUAGUCUUCAAAAAUGAUUCUUCUGGCUUCAUUUACUUACGUAGAGCCUGACAGCUGUGGAAGAGGGGUGGUGUUGACUUGCCCAUGAAUCUGGCCCAUCUGCUAGGGCAAGGCUAGAAAUGCUUUUUCACGUUUUCCAUGGAAUUCUUUGAGAGAGCUGGAGGCAGAGCAGAGCUGCAGGUGGUGAAACAUGCUGACCCAAGGAAUUGAUUACAAUUCCAAUGGCAAUCCACUGGAGCAACAAAAUCAGGUCGAGGGUUUACUUGGGUA
Opisthocomus hoazin is the source of this 3190-nucleotide messenger RNA. NCBI's taxonomy places the organism in Eukaryota, Metazoa, Chordata, Aves, Opisthocomiformes, Opisthocomidae. The record is from RefSeq and is a predicted model, not a curated record.